Molecule: messenger RNA, 927 nt
Organism: Penicillium hordei
Lineage: Eukaryota; Fungi; Ascomycota; Eurotiomycetes; Eurotiales; Aspergillaceae
Exons: 3
Coding region: 1-927 (308 amino acids)
Source: RefSeq, a predicted model, not a curated record
AUGAUGUCAGUCCUAUUGUCAGAUGACAACCCUUUCCAGACCUUAAUUGCGGAGGCAAACAACAAUUCGGCAACACUACAAUCUCGAUACGAGAACCACCGAGUGGCUCGCAAUAGCCAGCAAAGUGCAAAGAUCCUAGCCGACAGCUUUCCUGGCUGGUCUCUUGACGAGAUUCUGAAGCGACUUGAUGGCCCUGGAAAGGAAGACGGAUUUGUCGAUCCUCGAAACUGUCUUGUCAUCUGGGCUAGACCUUCGCCUCAAGUUCGCGACCUGAUAUGCUUCAUUCAAAAUGAACUGAAGAGCAUUUCUCCUUCACUCUGGCUCAUGCCUCCUGAGAACCUUCACAUAACUGUCUUAGAAGUCGCUCAUUCUCUGACGGAAGAGCAAAUUGAAGGACUUGUCCAGACCCUCCUGUCAUCCAAAGAUGUCACAUCUGCUGAUAUUGCAGCAUACCCAUGCAGCCACUCUACACGUCUUAUCAAGCCUAUGGUAAGCUUUGAUUCCACCGCACUGGCGCUCAGCUUUGUUCCGGCUGCUGGUGAGUGCCUAGAAGUGGAAUCUAAUAGCGAUAACGAGCACUACACAUACCAUCAUCUUCGCCGAGAUGUCUUUGACAUGGUCCGACAAACCAAGGUCCCUGUUGCUUCGCGUUAUAUCGUUCCCUCGGCACAUCUCACUAUCGCAAGGUUCAUAUCCCAGGACGGGUUUGUGGUCAAGGGAUCAGAUGGCACAGAAACGGUCGAUCAUUUGCGUGUUAAGCUGUUGGUUGAUAAAAUUGGUGAGAUUAACCAGAAGUUGGAAAAUGAGUAUUGGCCCAAAGAAGGUGCCACCAGGGAGGGUGGUGAAUGGAUUGUUGGGCAAGAGGGUCUAGUCAUUCGGAGAGGUCGCCUCUGGUAUGGAGGUGGCGAGUAUGUGCCGCUUGGCUAG